AUGGUUCUGGGAAGCUAUUUCAAGGCUGACAGGCCCGAAAUGACGCCCUCUCCCGCCCAAGCACCUUCUUUUGCCCCGCGAAACCGCACAUCGCCAUCGUCAGAAAUUCGCCCGCCGCCUCUGGGUACCGACAUGGAGCUCCAACCACCCUCUCCGCGCAACUUCUCCCGUCCCGGGUCGAUCUCUGGUCGUUCCGUCAGAUCCAAUGGUAGCUCCAUGUUCAUCGACGAAAUUAAGCACGAGGUCAUGGUGAACUACCUGUACCAGCAACAGUGCUCGCAACUUUGGGUGGGUGAUGGCUCCGGCGAGGUCGAGGGCGUGCUCUUGAGGAAAGCAAGAGGUCACUACAUGGCAUGUCCGCCCCAAUUGGGCAGCUCUGCCUUUGCCCUUGCUUGUGCGGCGAUCAACGUGCAGUGUGCCAUGACCGUGAACUCUAGAGUCAUCAAAACCUUUCUGCAAUGGAGCCCUGACGCUGUCGACGUCCCAUUGAUGAACGGCCUGCGGAUCCAAAUCAUCCCUUCCAUGGAGGACCUCACCCGGGCGAGAAAACACCAAUUUGCCGCGUUCGUUGCGUCCGAGGGAUUGCUGGUAGUGUGGGACGACGAUGCGCUGCAUCUGGUGCAAAGGGCCAAGGCCAUCGAAUCGGAACUGAUGGAAUUGGUGUGGAAAUCAGGCAACUCUGUCGAUGAUGAUGACCAUGACGAGAAGAAGACCCCUCGCGUCCACACAGCAGAGAUUGACGAAGAGACGGGUGACACCAAGCCCGAUAGGAGGCCCAUCCAUCUCCAGAACAGUGUUCUCGUUGCCUUGACCAUGGUGCUGGUCUUCCUUGCCAUGGGAGCUGCCUGGCGGCAGUUGGCCGUCCAGAUCUCGGUCGAUGGCAAUUUUACCCGUCUCGCCCUGCUGGCACUGUUUCCCAUACAGAUUUUCUUUACCCUCUUCUUCGCUCAGGUCAUCAUCGGCUGCCUCGCCCAGAUCUUCGGUCCCGUUCGUCAGCUCACGGUCAACUCCAAGUUCUACUCGGCCCGCCCACCCAAGCGCUUGCAAACGGACACGCUUCCUCAUGUCACCAUCCAAUGCCCCGUGUACAAGGAGGGUCUCCAGGGCGUCAUCAUCCCAACGGUCAAGUCCAUCAAGCAGGCCAUGUCGACCUAUGAACUCCAAGGCGGAUCCGCCAACAUGUUUGUCAACGACGACGGCCUGCAACUGCUCUCGGAAGAGGAGCGCCGUGAACGUAUCGACUUUUAUGCCGACAACAGCAUCGGCUGGGUUGCCCGGCCGAAGCAUGGUGAAGACGGGUUCCAGCGCAGGGGCAAGUUCAAGAAGGCGUCCAACAUGAACUACGCCCUCAUGAUCUCGAACAAGGUCGAGGAGAAGCUACAGUCCAUCUCCCGGCCUGCUGAGUGGUCCCAGCACGACGAGGCGCAGGCCUACGAGCAGGCCCUCAAGGACGUCCUCGAGGAAGAUGGCCGCGCCUGGGCCGAUGGCAACAUCCGUGUUGGCGACUACAUCCUACUCAUCGACUCCGACACGCGUGUUCCUGCCGACUGUCUCUUCGACGCUGCCUCCGAGAUGGAGCAGGCCCCUGACGUUGGCAUCCUGCAAUUCUCGUCCGGGGUCAUGCAGGUUGUCCACACGUACUUUGAGAAUGGCAUCACCUUUUUCACCAACCUCAUUUACACUGCGAUUCGGUAUACCGUCUCCAACGGCGACGUCGCGCCCUUUGUCGGACACAAUGCCAUCCUCCGCUGGGCAGCCGUGCAGAAUGUGGCGUACCAGGACGACGAUGGCUACGACAAGUACUGGUCCGAGUCGCACGUGUCUGAGGACUUUGACAUGUCUCUACGUCUGCAGUGUGCUGGUUAUAUCAUCCGCAUGGCCUCCUGGGCCGGCGAAGGUUUCAAAGAGGGCGUGUCCCUCACCGUGUACGACGAGCUUGCCCGGUGGGAGAAGUACGCCUACGGCUGCAACGAGCUCCUCUUCCACCCCAUUCGCACAUGGCUGUGGCGCGGUCCCUUCACGCCGCUGUUCCGCCGGUUCCUGUUCUCCAACAUUCGCCUCACCUCCAAGAUCACCAUCAUCUCGUACAUUGGCACGUACUAUGCCAUAGGCGCCGCGUGGAUCAUGACGGCUGUCAAUUACUUCCUGAUGGGCUGGUACAAUGGGUACCUUGACAAGUACUACAUUGAUUCCUGGAAGGUCUGGUUCUCCAUUAUCAUCAUCUUCAAUGGUCUCGGCAACGUUGCCCUCGCCAUCAUGCGGUAUCGUAUCGGGGAGCGCAGUCUGCUCCGCUCGCUUUUCGAAAACUUCAAGUGGACGCUCAUGCUGGCUGUCUUCCUGGGUGGCUUGAGUCUGCACGUCUCGCAGGCGCUUUUGUCGCACAUGUUCGAGAUCAACAUGACAUGGGGAUCAACGAGUAAGGAGGCCGAGUUUUCGAACUUCUUCAUCGAGGUGCCAAAGGUUUUGAAGAAGUUCAAAUUCUCCAUCUUGUUUGCGCUCGUCUCCAUCGUGGGCAUGAUCAUCCUUGCCGUCGCGCCAUUUGUCCCACACGACUGGCGCAUCAAGGACUUCGUCGCUAUCCUUCCUAUGGCGACGGUGGCCGCCAGUCACUUCCUGUUGCCAUUUGCGCUUAACCCGGCGCUGAUGACAUUCUCUUGGUAA
Molecule: messenger RNA, 2661 nt
Organism: Emericellopsis cladophorae
Lineage: Eukaryota; Fungi; Ascomycota; Sordariomycetes; Hypocreales; Bionectriaceae
Exons: 2
Coding region: 1-2661 (886 amino acids)
Source: RefSeq, a predicted model, not a curated record